This is a messenger RNA of Arabidopsis lyrata subsp. lyrata, 863 nucleotides long. Its product is annotated as probable non-inhibitory serpin-Z5. The record is from RefSeq and is a predicted model, not a curated record. The transcript has a single exon. Gene Ontology annotation, molecular function: serine-type endopeptidase inhibitor activity. Lineage: Eukaryota; Viridiplantae; Streptophyta; Magnoliopsida; Brassicales; Brassicaceae. The coding region runs from base 78 to 776 and encodes 232 amino acids.
AGGUUUAUAAUCCGUAUAUUUGAUCUUUGGUUCGACUGGUUGUGGUUUUGGUUGUUUUAAAGGCCGAAGAAGUGCUUAUGGAGGUGAAUGCGUGGGCAUCAAGUCACACAAAUGGUCUCAUCAAAGAUCUUCUUCCUCGUGGAUCAGUUACAAGCCUAACCAACCGGAUUUAUGGAAGCACAUUGUACUUCAAAGGAGCCUGGCAAGACGAAUUCCACAAGUCAAUGACGAGACACAAACCUUUUUACCUUCUCAAUGGAACAUCAGUGUCUGUGCCAUUCAUGAGUAGCUCUGAAGACCAAUACAUUGAGGCUUAUGAUGGUUUCAAGGUACUCAGGCUUCCUUAUCGACAAGGCCGUGACGAUACCAACCGCAACUUCUCAAUGUAUUUCUAUCUCCCUGACAAGAAAGGGCAAUUGGAUAAACUGUUGGGGAGAAUGACAUCUACUUCUGGAUUCUUGGAUAGUCAUAUUCCGGAAGACAAAGUUAAAGUUGGUAAAUUCAGAAUUCCAAAGUUUAAGAUCGAAUUUGGGUUUGAAGCUUCAAGUGUUUUCAGUGACUUUGAGCUUGAUGUGUCAUUGUACCAAAAAGCUUUGAUUGAGAUCGAUGAAGAAGGUACUGAAGCUGCUGCUGUAGCAGCUUUUGUUCGAUGCAAAGGCUGCCGUUUUGUGAAGACAUUAGAUUUUGUAGCAGAUCAUCCGUUUGUUUUCUUGAUUAGAGAAAACCAAACCGGAACUGUUUUGUUCGCUGGUCAAAUCUUUGAUCCUUCUGUUUAGGACCGGCCUUAACCGGAUUAGAGUUUGGUAUUUUAAAAUUUGAUUCUCUGUAGUUUAGAUUGUUUUUCUUAAGUUAUGAUUUGCUGA